UUUGGCGGGGGCCGGCGCUGGCUUAAGAGGCGGCAACCUUCGGGCGAGUCGAGUCGUACCGUGCCGAGCCAAGUCGAGUCGUACCGUGCCGAGUCUUGCUGAGCCGUGUCGUGCCGAGUCGAGUCGUACCGUGACGAGUCGUGCUGAGUCGUGCCGAGCCAAGCCAAGCCGUGGGGAUGGAAGAGCACUAUACCAAGGCGGAGACCCUCGCCCUGAGGAGGAAGCACAUCGGGCCUUCCUGCAAAGUUUUCUUUGCCAAGGACCCUCUGAAAAUAGUGCGUGCUCAAGGCCAAUAUAUGUUUGAUGAGAAAGGAGAGAAAUACUUGGACUGCAUCAACAACGUUGCACACGUUGGCCACAGUCAUCCAUACGUGAUAAAGGCUGCAACAAAACAGAUGGAGCUGCUCAACACAAACUCCCGGUUCCUGCAUGACAAUCUUGUUCAGUACGCGCAGCGUCUCACAGCCACCCUGCCUGAGAAACUCUCUGUUUGCUACUUUGUGAACUCUGGGUCUGAAGCAAAUGAUCUUGCUUUACGACUGGCUCGGCAGUACUGUGGGCACCAAGAUGUGAUCACCCUUGAAAAUGCUUACCAUGGCCAUCUUACAUCUCUGAUUGACAUCAGUCCCUAUAAAUUUAAUCAGCUGGGAAAGGACAGCAAGAAGGAGUUUGUGCAUGUGGCUCCUUCUCCAGAUAUCUACAGAGGGAAAUACAGGGAAGACCACCCAGAUCCAGCAAGUGCUUAUGCUGAAGAGGUGAAAAAGAUAAUUGAAGAAGCAGAGAAGAAUGGACGCAAGAUUGCUGCCUUUAUAGCUGAAUCCAUGCAGAGCUGUGGAGGCCAAGUAAUUCCACCUGUGGGCUACUUCCAGAAAGUGGCAGAGUAUGUGCGUGCAGCAGGGGGAGUGUUCAUAGCUGACGAGGUCCAGGUUGGCUUUGGCAGAGUUGGGAAGCACUUCUGGGCAUUCCAGCUGCAAGGUGAAGACUUUGUGCCUGAUAUCGUCACAAUGGGAAAGCCCAUUGGCAAUGGGCACCCUAUGUCUUGUGUGAUCACAACAAGGGAAAUUGCUGAAAGUUUUGGUGCCUCUGGAAUGGAGUAUUUCAACACAUUUGGAGGCAAUCCAGUGUCCUGUGCAAUUGGUUUGGCUGUGCUGGAUGUAAUAGAAAGAGAAGAUCUCCAAGGAAAUGCUACACGUGUAGGAAAUUACCUGUUGGAGUUGCUGGCUGAGCAAAAGGAGAAGCAUCCCUUAGUGGGAGAUAUCAGAGGUGUUGGCUUGUUUGUUGGAGUGGAUCUGGUGAAAGAUCAACAAGCACGAACACCAGCUACAGCUGAAGCCCUUCACCUUAUUUACAAGCUGAAAGAACAUCACAUCCUGCUCAGUGCAGAUGGACCCCACAGAAAUAUACUAAAAUUUAAACCACCAAUGUGUUUCACGAUGGAAGAUGCAAAACACACAGUGGAGGCAAUUGAUGCACUUCUCACAGAAAUGGAAGAGGCAACUGGAAUGAAGACAGAAAAUAAUGCAUCUACAAAUGUACAGUGUAAAAGAAAAGCAACUGAGGGGGGGUCUCAAGCAGAAGGUGCAAGUGAAAGCAUCAGCCAUAUGAAUGGAGCUGCCUGCAGACAAGAAAAUGGGCUUUAUUCUAAAAAACGCUCAGUGCCAAGUAAAAGAAUAAGAACAUGAACAGUGGAAGUCUCCUCAUUCAGUCUGAUUUGGUGUCCAGCUUGCUUUUGAGAUGAAGAGUGCAAUAGUCCAAGAUCUGUUUGAAGCCUAGUCCUACCUUCCAUAAACUGGCUGAAUUUCUCUUAGCUUCAGCAGGAGUUUAAAAUCCCUUUUCAGAUACAUGAGAACUGCACCACGUGGCUUGAAAUCUAAAUGUGACAGAAUGGACGAGUGAUACAUAAAUAACUUGGUGCUGAUGGCAGACUUGACAUAGGUACAGAAACUCAGUGAGAUCUGUGGGUUUACCCAUAUUGCACAGAAUCUGAAUUGCUUAACCACCAUACAAGCAAAUGCCAAUUGUAUUAAUUUUAAAAUCAUCUGCCUAACUUGCUAUUUUUACAAUAUUUUAAAUUUCAAUAUGUAAUAUUGAGAUGUUAAUUAAUUCCCAUGUUUUAAUGGCUGAAUUCAUAAAACAAUGCUUGAGAAAUCAUCUAUCAGUGUAACUUGGGUCCUAUGGACCACAUUCCCAGCUGAUGUAAAUUGGUGUGGCUUUUUUAAUCUCAAUGACACUCUACCAAGUGUCUACCACUGUGUGUGUAGAGACAUGAUGUUUAUGCAGGGUAUUCUCACUUUAUGUUCAAAGAAAAUGAAGAAUCUGGAUCCUAAUUUUCUAUGGAUAAAGUAACUUUUAUAGAGAACUAUUUAUAUAAAGUUUUAUGAUUUUUUUUUCCCAAAAAGUUUAUAUAUUGAACCCUUUCAGUCCAACAAAUAUGCAAGUGUGUAUCAUUUCAGACACACUGAUCGAUUUAAUUGAACCUGAGGGUCUCUCAAAAGGAGGUUCCCAGGGACAGCCCAGCUUGCAUUCCCAUGGAUUUCAGUUGCUUUGACAGUCCUGGGAAUUACUGCCUGGUCCUGUUGGAGUAGUGCUGUUACUUUUUGUCAGUGGUGCUGAAGAGUUGCAUGGGAUCCUGACACAUGAACAGCUAUGCUAGCACUUGAGAGAUGACUAAAAUGAGGACCACUGCAUAAAACAUGCAUGCAAUUGCUUUGCAGCCACUGCCUGUCUGUGCUGCAGAUACUUUAGACUGACUUGUCUCUUUUUCAGUAUUAAAUUGCAAGAAGAGCACACAAGCCCUGCUUGUCCUUUUUAAUACAUGUAUAACUCCACGCUAGGGAGGACACAGGGCUUUACUAAUGGUUUGUACUUCAGAUUAAAAAAAAAAAAAAAAAAAAAAAAGGCAAAAUGUAUUUCCUCUUCAAUUUCCAUACCCUAAGUUCUGCUGUUUUGUAAUUGCUGCUAAUGACCCUACUGAUAUGACUGAAAAUUGAGCACCUUAUCUAAUUUCAUUUUUUCUACCAUUUGCUAUAGUAAUACUGAUGUAUCCAGUGUAAUGUCUCCCACCAUCCUCAAGCUGGCUUAUUUUCUGUUGGAUAACCCUGGAGUAAUUCUUCCAUCAAAAUAAAUCUCUUAUCUGUAAUUA
This is a messenger RNA of Calypte anna (Anna's hummingbird), 3142 nucleotides long. It is a transcript of the gene ETNPPL, whose product is annotated as ethanolamine-phosphate phospho-lyase. Gene Ontology annotation, cellular component: mitochondrion. Lineage: Eukaryota; Metazoa; Chordata; Aves; Apodiformes; Trochilidae. The record is from RefSeq and is a predicted model, not a curated record. Gene Ontology annotation, molecular function: transaminase activity; pyridoxal phosphate binding; ethanolamine-phosphate phospho-lyase activity. The coding region runs from base 177 to 1682 and encodes 501 amino acids. The transcript has 13 exons.